GUUACCAUGGACACGGUGCAAGUGUAGCUUUCUAAGGUGAAACAGUUGAGCAAGAAUAAACGCACGUUAACGUUUGAAACCAGCAGAUUCUCUGAACAAAUCUAUGAAUUUCUGAGAUGGAGACUACACUGGAAUCAGACAGUGAGGAGAGAGUCAGACAUGAGGAGAUCCAGCAGAGGAAGGAGGAGGAGGAGGCCAGCCCAGAGCUGACACAGCUGCAACAUCUCCCUGAUUCCUACAGGACAAACUCUCGCAGCGAGAUUCAGCUGUUGGCCAUCGCUGACAACUUCCAGCGUCAGUACUCACACUUAUUUCCUGACCGCAAACCGCUGCUGCUCUGCCCUCUCAAUGAGUGUGGCAUGAAGAAAUUUGUGUCGACGACACUGCGCCCCACGACUAUGGUCCACCAUGAGCUUGUGACCUGGCAGGGCUGUGCCUCCUUUGUGGCCAACUUCCUGACCCUGGAGCUUUUGGAGCCGCCUGUGGAUCCGCCCCGGCACAUGUUCUCCUCCACCACGGUGCUAAAAAGACAGAGGGCUACCUGUUUUGAAUUCUCUACCCUGCUGUGCAGCCUGCUGCUGGGCAGCAAUUACGACGCCUACUGUGUCAGUGGCUACGCUGUCAAAGAGAUGUGUCUGCUGGAUCAGAGCCUGCAGAAGUGCCCCCUGCUGGACACUGAGGCAAAGAGUGUGAUCUCUGAGCGGCAGCAACCUGAGAAUAAGUACGCAGUGAAGCCCCUGAGGGAACUGGAGAGUCGCUUUUUGACCCAGCAAGAGAAAAAGAAGCAGGAGGCUGAAGCUGCGUUGCUUCAGAAACAGAAACUACAGGAGGAGAGCGAGCAGCGACCUGCCGAUCCUCUGCGAGGACUGCGGGUGCACUGCUGGGUGCUGGUGCUGGCGGGGAGUCAGAGAGUCCAGCAGAACUUCUUUAUUGACCCUCUGACUGGGAACAGCUACCCCACCAACAGUGACAACUUCCUGGGCAUUGAGAGUGUGUGGAACAACCUCAACUACUAUGUCAACAUGCAGGACUGCAGUAAUGGCUGCGCUGAGAUGAUGUUUGACCUGGAGGAUUUAAAGAUGUGGGAACCAGUGUUGUACAGUGCAACCAGCAAAAAGCAGCUGAUUCUCGCCGUGCAGAAGACACAAGAGAGGAGCCUGAUGGGCAAAAGCACCACUGAGGAGGAGGAACAGCCCAGAGUUUUUGAGAUGCCGAGAUCCUGGGUUAGUUACAUCAAUAUCACAGAACAAGACCUGGAGACCCGCUGGCCUGGAGGGAAGAAGGUGAUCCGCUACAGGAAAGCAAAGCUGGAAAGGUUUGCACCAGGUCUGAGUCCCGAUGGCCUCGUCACACGACUGACCACAUACAAAGACCUGGACUGCACCAAGGUCGCCAUGGUGAAGGAGUGGUAUCAAGACAGAAACGACUACCUGGAGGAGAGAGAGAUCAACAAGGGCGACAACUCCACGACAGAACGCUUCAAACGUAAAACAACAUUCCACCUUCUACUCCUCAGGUGCAGAUCCCUGACCACUGGCACCGAGCAAGAGAUGGAGUUCAGCAACGCUCGCUCUGAUGAACUGGUGCGAAGGAGGCUGACACCACAUGAAAUGAUUGAGAUGUUCGAGGGCCGGAACGACUUCCUUUACUACCGACACGUCUUCUUCAGUCAGCCUGUUGAGCUUUCAGACCUUCAAGAUAACAAACCUCUUCCUAUAAACAGAAUUGUGGAGCGUUUCCACAGGAACAAAUCCAAACCUGCCAACAACGAUGUGGCCCACCGAAUCUUCCUGGUGGCACAGAGACAGAUUGAGGUGACCUACCACUUAAUAGAUCACAGGUUUAUCCCUUCAAGGAGGACCUUCAACGUACCGAUGAAGCAGAACUUCACAGCUGAUAUGGUCUGCACCUUCCAGGUCGAUUUAUCUGAGAAGCCCCUGAGGACGCUGGCUCUGUAUGACAUGCUGGUGGCCCUGAAGAAGGACAAGAAGGAUGUGGCUAGACAAAUCAGAAAGUCAGUGGAAGAGGUGAAAUACAUUCUGGCCUGCAGAGAGCAGGAUGAGAAAAAUAUUGAACUGCAGACGGUAACUGCUCAGGCCAUCAGGCAGAGACAAAAAAUGGCGUGUCUGGCUGCAGAGGAUGAGAGGCGGCUGCAGGAGCAGAAGAAGGAUGUCCUGGCUCCCUUCCUCAUCCCACUUGACAAAGAGGACGAUCUGAGUCCUGAGGAUGCCGAGAAGAUCUACCAGGACUGUCUGGCUGAGAUGAGAAACAGACAAGUGAUGCAGGCCAACCUCAUUCAGAAACGCUAUGAAAAGGAAACACAGGCGCUGCAGAUGAAACAGCAGUGGUACCAGGAGAACCAGCUUAAACUGACAAAACAAGAAAAGGACAAUUACCAGGCCUACUGCUCUGAGAAAACACUCCAAAUAUCUGUCAUCCAGAAACGGCUCAGCAAAUGCAAGGAAGCAGCUGAUGAGAAAUACAGGGCUUUUGAUCGGAACCUACAGCAGGACCCUCGACUCGCUCCUCACCUGCACGCCUGUCGCUUUGUUAAUAAGAGUGCACCACCCAGCACAGCAUCUGAACAGUCAAACAUCUAAUGAAUAUUUUAAAAAAGGCCAUAAAUGCACAACAAGGUAAAACAUCCCAAAUGAAUAAAAAACACCAGCAGCAAAUAAUCAGCUCAUCUGCAACUGUUUGGUGCUCCUCAAUCAGGCUUAUUAUAGUUUGUGAUGUGUUCACCAACAGUGAAUGAAUAAAAUGUUUUUCAAUUCAUAAA
Amphiprion ocellaris (clown anemonefish) is the source of this 2779-nucleotide messenger RNA. RefSeq names its product coiled-coil domain containing 135 (gene drc7). Gene Ontology annotation, cellular component: motile cilium. Lineage: Eukaryota; Metazoa; Chordata; Actinopteri; Pomacentridae. The transcript is spliced from 18 exons. The coding region runs from base 117 to 2600 and encodes 827 amino acids. The record is from RefSeq and is a predicted model, not a curated record. Gene Ontology annotation, biological process: flagellated sperm motility.